AUGACCGUAUCACACCACCUCAUGAGUCGACCUUCACUCCACAAGGAACCAAUCCACAACGAUUUUGUUCGUUUCCGCGGUGAUGCCGUUGGUAGCUCACUAAGGGACUACUCAUCACGGGUACUCGCGUCCAAUCACCUUUCCUAUAACGGAACAGAAAAGUCUGCUGAUGGCCUGAUGAUAUCAGCAUUGCCACCACGGGCUCCCAUACGAAACACUGCCGCUACCGCUUCGCUCCGAACUCGUCCUCCUCCGCCACCGUACUUCCCAAAUGGAAAGCAGAAGCCACCACCUUAUCCUGGUCGGACGUCAUCAGUAGGGGCUGCCUCUUCCUGCUCUACACCACUACCGUCUUCAUUUGUGCCACAGUCCGCGUCAACGCCGAAAAGCGAUAAGGGUUCACCCGUCAAAGAAAUUGGAAAACCAUCGGACCAAGUUGUGGGUGAAGGCGAGCGACGAACAUUUGUCAGGGAAAAGGAAGAACGCCUCGAUAAGGCGAUGAGCAUCUACGAGAACGUACAACAAGCAGAGGUACGAGCUAAUGAGAGCACCGUGUGGUACGAAUACGGUUGUGUAUAA
This is a messenger RNA of Cooperia oncophora, 579 nucleotides long. NCBI's taxonomy places the organism in Eukaryota, Metazoa, Nematoda, Chromadorea, Rhabditida, Trichostrongylidae. The record is from the annotation of a GenBank genome assembly.